CCAUGGAUGAUCGUUUGAUUGAAUUGUAUAAAGUAAAAGCAUGGUAAUCUAGAUGUCUGGCAGAUAAGAUUCAUUUUAAUUGAACAAUUCCAAUUCUUCUUAGGAUGAUGAUUUUAUGCCUUAAUUCUCUGCGAAAAUAAAAAAGGCACAAUAGUGUUUAGAAAGAAUCAAAGAAAAUAAUCUAAGAAUGUAGGAAAUGUCAGAGAAAUAUUCUAGAGCUACUACAUCUUAUGUUGAAAAAGGUAUAUAUAAAUAAUUGAAAUCUUUUAGAGUUAUCAAGAGAAUUAGAAUAAAUUAUGGUGUAAAAUUAACAAUUUAGUAACUAAUUAAAAGAAGCAAUGAAAGAUAUUAAAGAAGAUGUUGAAAGAAGUGAAAGAGAUGAGAAAGUAACCUAUUUUGUAUUAUAAGAGGAUCAACCUGAAACCUAAAUGAAAAUUAAUCAGAGAAAUGCAUUAACUAGUAAAGUUUAAGAAGUUUUACAUGCUUCUUCUUAAAUUUCAAUAAAAUAUAAGACUUGUGUGAGAGAGAAAAUCAGAAGGUAAACUAAGAUUUUAGAUGAAAAUGCAACAGAAGAGUUUUUAGAUGAAAUAUGCAAUGAUCCAUAAGUAUGUAUAUUUUAUCGAAAAUAAUAUUAGAAAGCAACAUAAUUAUUAUAAGGAAAACUAUAUGGAGAAGCUCCUUCUAUUGGUCUCACUAAUGCAGUUUCAGAUAUAUAAGAAAAAUAUAAAGAUAUUCAAUAAUUGGAAAAAGUAAAUUCUUUAAACAUAUAUUAGUCAGUUGAAUUAGUAUAUUAAUUAUUUGUUGAUUUAGCAAUCUUAGUUCAUGCUUAAGGUUAAUAAAUCGAUAAUAUAGAAAUAAGUCUAGGAUCAGCCAAAACUUAUGUUGGUAAGGCAGAAAAAAGUCUUGUAGAAGCAAAGGAUGAUCAUUAAUCAGCUAGAAAGGUAUUAAUGUAUGCCAUUCUUAUUAGAAAAUAUGUUGUAUUAUCUUAAUAGGUGUAGUAAUCUUGGCUGUUAUUAUUGGACCUAUAGUUGCGACGUCAUGA
Molecule: messenger RNA, 1042 nt
Organism: Paramecium pentaurelia
Lineage: Eukaryota; Ciliophora; Oligohymenophorea; Peniculida; Parameciidae
Source: the annotation of a GenBank genome assembly